AUGGCCUGCUCUGACAAAGGCGGCUGGCUCGUGCUUCACUGGACCAUCUUGCACUUCCUCUGCCCGUAUGUACAGGAGCAAGUGCAGAUGAGCAAGCUGCUGGGCGUUGGGGCAGCGGGCUGCGUGUACUCUGCGACUUAUGCGGGCGAACAGGUGGCAGUCAAGCUGCUGCAUCCCUCCACAGCCGACGAGAAGGAACUUGUCCGGGAGGUCAAAGUCAUGACUGCACUGCAGCAUCGGUACAUCAUCCGCAUCUUGGGUGCGUGCCUGGAGCCACCCAUGGCGGUGGUGCAGGAGCUGGCGGCAGCCAGCCUUCACGAGCUGCUCCACCACCAGCAGCUUCGACCUCAGUGGGGACUCUUCAUGCAGCUGGCAGAGGACGUGGCCAUCGCGCUGGCGCAUUGCCAUGCGCAGCGUCCGCCUGUUCUCCACCGAGACCUCUCCGCCCGCAAUGUUCUGUUGGGGUUCGAUGGCCACGCCCGCCUGGCCGACUUUGGGCUAGCUACUGCCCGAAAUCGCACCUUUUUAUCGAACGACAAGGCAAGGAGAAGAGCUGCAUCAGCAUUUUGGCAAGCAGGUGCUUUCGGCACGGCAAGCUUCAUGGCACCAGAAGUGAUGCAGGCAGGCCAGGUUACGGAGCGGUGCGAUGUGUUCAGCUACAGCAUACUCCUUUGGGAGAUGUUAACUGGCCUGCCAGCGUGGCAAGAGUUGGUCAGCCCCCUCCAAGUCAUGUUCGCCGUGGGCGUGGAGCGCCAGCGCCUGCCCAUCCCCGCCGGCUGCCCGCCGGCCCUCGCUCGGCUGUUGAAAGAAUGCUGGCGGCACAACCCUCCACUCAGGCCCUCCUUUCCUGAGGUCCUAGCCCGCCUGCGCAAGAUACGGGCGCAGGACAGCUUGCUUCAGCUGCAGCCUGUUCUGCUCAAGCACUCAUCCGCCAACAGCUCACCCAGCAAGGCACCGACUCUGACAGGCGCCAAGCCCCUGUUCUCGCUGGCAACGCGAGACACGGGGCACAUAAUGGCUGUGUGA
Messenger RNA from Chlorella variabilis, 1026 nucleotides. RefSeq lists its product as hypothetical. Gene Ontology annotation, biological process: protein phosphorylation. Gene Ontology annotation, molecular function: ATP binding; protein kinase activity. Bases 1 to 1026 code for a protein of 341 amino acids. NCBI's taxonomy places the organism in Eukaryota, Viridiplantae, Chlorophyta, Trebouxiophyceae, Chlorellales, Chlorellaceae. The record is from RefSeq and is a predicted model, not a curated record. The transcript has 5 exons.